Molecule: messenger RNA, 685 nt
Organism: Lutra lutra (Eurasian river otter)
Lineage: Eukaryota; Metazoa; Chordata; Mammalia; Carnivora; Mustelidae
Gene: BRICD5
Product: BRICHOS domain containing 5
Exons: 5
Coding region: 87-644 (185 amino acids)
Biological process (GO): regulation of cell population proliferation
Source: RefSeq, a predicted model, not a curated record
CUUGGCUCAUCACAGCUGUACUAAGGUUUCCCUAGCUGACUCCAAGGGGCGGCAGACAAUCCCCGCAUUGUCACCAGGGCUGCACCAUGGAGCAGAGGCGCUGCGGUGAGGAGAGCCCCGGGCCUGGGCUUGUCCAGCCUCUGCUGCAGAUGCUCCGUCUGACCCCCCCAAGCCCUGGGGCACCCCGGUCCAACCAAACUGCCCAGGUGGAUGCGGCCCAGAAUGUGGCAACCAUCCGGGUGACCUCGGCUCAGAGCAACCGCAGCUGGGCAGUGCUGUUCGACGGGCAGAGCGGCUGCGUCUGUUACCGCCCCUCGGAACACCCAGCCUGCUUCCUCUGCCCGAUGGAGCCCCGAGACCGCGAGACCCUACAGCUGCUGGUGAACACGUCCAGGGACCACAGGCUCCCCAGCCCCAGCCAGGACACCCACUACACCCAGGAGCUGCUGGCAGUGCUGGGGAGCCGCGAGGUGGACCCUGCCCAGGUGGGCGACUCUGUGCGGCAUCUUUGUGGCAAGACGCCCAUUUACUGGGCCCGCCGAGCGGAGGGGCCCCAGAGGCAGCGGCUCAUCUACCUGUGCAUCGACAUCUGCUUCCCCAGCAACAUCUGCGUGUCCGUCUGCUUUUAUUACCUCCCAGACUAAGUGCCUCACCCGGCCAGCCCCCCAGGCCAGCCUCGUCGCAG